Molecule: messenger RNA, 2945 nt
Organism: Oryzias melastigma (Indian medaka)
Lineage: Eukaryota; Metazoa; Chordata; Actinopteri; Beloniformes; Adrianichthyidae
Gene: gpatch2
Product: G patch domain containing 2
Exons: 10
Coding region: 126-1715 (529 amino acids)
Molecular function (GO): nucleic acid binding
Source: RefSeq, a predicted model, not a curated record
CAGGUCUUCUCGUAUAUUAUAUUGAUCCGGCUAACUGACAGUUAGCUUUUGUGUCAAGAUGAUGCCCUCGACGUCCCUCUGUUUAUUCGUUUCUGGUUGAACAUACUCGGCAUUUGGCGGCUUUAAUGUUCCGUGCAGCGAACUUAAAACCCAUCGAGAACGCGGGAACUGGCUGGCACUUUCGCCGGACAAUGGACGAGCUGGUCCAUGACCUGGUGUCAGCGCUGGAGGAGAGCUCAGAACAAGCGCGCGGCGGUCUAGGUGAUGGUGGAGAUCACGGCCUGUCGGUGGGCUGCCUGCUGAAGAGACAGGCUCGGAAGCGAAGGGGCCGGAAGCGGCGGUCUGACAACCCGCAUCCGCCGUGGGAGACGGGUCACCUCAGUGAGGGUUCAGAGUCCAGUGUGGAGGAACAUAAGGACUACCGUGCCAGCACUGGUGGUGUAUCUGGUGCCAACAGCCACGCCCGUGACAACAGCGACUCCGAUGAGCAGCUCGGACCCAAAAGACGUCCGCCCCACGUGACCGAUCUGGGUCGAAGCAAGCGUCCGCUCUGGCCUGACGACCUCGCCGUUUUGGGCUCAGCAGAGGGAACGCGCAGCCUCAGGCGACGGCGCAAGGUCAAACGAAUGGCCGUUGACCCACCCGCCGAACCGGAGCCCCCUUCCUCCAUUGUGCUGGGCCCUCCGCCGGUCCCUAAAGCAUACGUUGGUGGCAGGUCGCAACGGCUAGGUGGGGGUCAGGGGAGGGGCUCCAUGGAGCUGUGCGGAGGUGUCCUGAUGGGGUCAGCAGGUGGGAAGAACCAUAUUAAAAAAAGGAAACUGGUGACACACAGACUGGGUCUGGACGCAGCGGAUGAAGGGGUGGUGGUUGAGAGUGAAGACCCAAUUUCAUCUCCGACUGAAGGAUCUAAGGACAAGAUGGAGCUUGAGGAGCAAAAAGGCUCCGAUGAGGACAUGAGUGACAGGUGUGAAACCAGCAGUGUCAGCAACAGCAGUGAUGGUGGCCUUUAUACUAAUGAUGAGGGAAGGCAAGGGGAUGAUGAACAGAGUGACUGGUUCUACGAAGGGGAGCCAGGCUCUGGUUCUGGUCCUGGCGGCGCGUGUGGGAUAGCCGGAGUGGUCCCCUGGUGGGAAAGGGAGACGGCGUCAGAGGAGCUGGAUCUCGCUGACCCCGUCUUUAACAGCAUUCUGACCGGAUCGUUUCCACUCCUGACCCCCAGUUCUCAGAGAGGAUUUCAGGCGAGGUUGAGCCGUCUCCAUGGAAACCAGCAGGGGCCUGAGGCAGGGCUGCAGGGAAGCUCCAGCCACGGGUUCAAUGAAAGACUUGGCAGACAAACGCAAGACUCUCACGAGCCUUGGUUUAGCUCAGCCUCCAGGAGAGACCACGGCCAGUUGCACUGGGACGCGCGGACAGACAGAGGCCAUCGGAGGAGCUGUUCGGUAAAAACGGCGAGCAGGCAGACCAGUGGGCACCUGGGCUCCCUCUGCACGGGAGACGUGAAACGGAGGCGGAAGGCGGCCCCCCUCGGUUCCACUGCCCCCUCAGGUGUCGUCGGAGAGAACGCUCCUCCCAUCCCAGACACAAACAUGGGGAGCCGCAUGUUGCAGAGCAUGGGAUGGAACCCCGGAAUGGGCCUGGGCCCGGAGGGAGGCGGCAUCACGGAGCCCGUCCGAGCCACUCAGAGACCCAAAAGGGCGGGUUUAGGUUUCAACUGAACCCCCGGGUCCUAAUGCCAUUCCACCGCUUGGCUUGAACAGAAAAGGACAAUAAAUCAAGUUCUCACGAGGAGGAUUUGAAGGUUUCCAAGCUCCAUAAGAAGAAAGGCUUGGUGUUCCAAGAGCUUCUGAUAUCAAAGACAAACUUUCCCAUAUUGGGGAAAUUAAAACUAAAAGCCUGCGAUAGACGCAGAGCUUGCUGGUGAAGGAGGCGAGUAUUGGACACUGGGCUUGAAAAACGACUUUUAUUUACCUUUUGCUAGAUCUCCAUGUUGGAGAAAAAGAAUGAAAUUGUCGCCUCAAAACACUUACCUCACUUGUGAGUGUAACCGGUCAGAAAACUGGCACACUGAAGUGGGAGCAGUGCCAUAGAGUGGGCCUGUGAUGAUAGAAACAGUUUGCUAGAAUCAAUUUAGUUCACGAGAAAUGGUUUAUUGCACAACAGUUUUGGAAUCAAAGAUUUGUGAUUUAAAGUUUAAGAGGUGCACUAAUGUGAGUGGGGUUCUCUACUUGUUAAUUAUACUUCACUCUUGAAUUAAUGGACUGGUUUACCAGUUCAAAGAAAAAGAAAAACAAAGCUUAUCUACUGUGUUUGCUUCAUUUGGCGUUGAGCAUGUGCAGCUGCUGCAAGCUUCUGCUGAGGUUCACAAAAACAACUUUGACUUUUUUGCUCUGAUUUUUUUUUUUACCCAGCAUAAGUUAUACUAACCAUGUCAGUGCAGAUGACUCUAUUUUACGCCAUUUUAAAAGUAUUUUAAUGGAAGUUUGGGGGGAAAAAAGCCAAUUUUUAAACACAGUUUUCAUUAUAAGAGCUCUGUUUACUUAUUGAUAACAUUGAUAGCAUCAUCUGAAUAUUUCUGAAUGGCAACAGGAUUUUAACCCCCUUGAAUGUUAUUUCUUUGGAAAAAAUGUUGAACCAAAGAUCACUUUAGAAAGCAGCAAGGACUAUUUUACUGUAAUCUUACUAUAUUUCCCGUUCUAAGAGGCUAUUUACAUACUAAUUGGUUGUAUUUUCCAUUUGGUAGAGCAUCCAUUCAUCACUUAAAAUUAUAUUUUGUACUUUUUUGUUUUUUUUCCGGUGUAAUAAGAAAGUUUGAGAGCUAAAUGAAGGUUAAUGUUUUAGUUUUUUUGUUUUCCUUUUCUCCUGAGUCCAUGCACAAUUUUCCACUUUGAACCAAAAACGUUUUUGUAAACCUCUUUUGAAAUAAAACCGGAAAUGACCCACUGACA